Messenger RNA from Eucalyptus grandis, 435 nucleotides. RefSeq names its product glycine-rich protein 5-like. The record is from RefSeq and is a predicted model, not a curated record. Bases 1 to 435 code for a protein of 144 amino acids. The transcript has 2 exons. Lineage: Eukaryota; Viridiplantae; Streptophyta; Magnoliopsida; Myrtales; Myrtaceae.
AUGAUCGCUUCCAAGUUGCUUCUUCUUGGGCAUCUCGGUGCUCUAGUUUGCUCCUCUGCCUACUCUAGGGUGCUUUUGGGCGAGAAGGGGUCCUUUGAGGAGGAGAAAAACUUCUUCCCCCGUCCUGGAUACGGUGGCGGCCUGGGUGGUGGAGGUGGCAGAGAUGGUGCUGGUGCUGGCGGGGGAGCUGAUGCUGGUGGUGGACUUGGAGAUGGUGGCGGUCUAGGGGGAGGUGAUGGCGGAGGUUAUGGAGGCGGUGGCAGUCCAGGGGGAGGUUUCGGCGGAGGUUAUGGAGGUGGCGGCAGUGGAGAACUGGAGGAGACGGCGGUGGCAUGCUUGGUGGCAGAGAUGGAGCGGGAGGAGGGUUUGGUGGAGGGGCUGGUGCUGGUGCUGGUGGAGGGUACGGUGGUGGUGGUGGAUACCCUUGAAGAGUGA